CAGUGCAACAAGAUCGAUGCGUUGGACACGUUCCAUCGUCAGGUUUUCGAAGAGCCGACAAAGAUCGGCAUUAUUGGGUCCGGAUGCUCCGUCUCAACUGAGCCGACGGCUUCGAUUUCCCAUUAUUACAACCUAGUACAGGUAUCAUGCAUUGCGUCUUCCCCGGCGUUCAGAGACAGGCAACUAUUCCCGCGAUAUUUCCAGCUACUGCCGACCGAUGCCAGCCUUGCCAUCACGUACAUGGGUCUCAUAGAGUUUUACCAGUGGAAGAGGGUUGCCAUCAUCGUCCAAAUGGAAAAUCUAUUCACUGUGGCGAUGGACGAACUGAAAGUGCUGCUAAACGACAACUCCAUAGAGUACUCCGAGACAGAGCUGGUCAUCGAUGAAGCCGGAGUCAAUGGAGGCCCGCCAAACUCUACCAUUGUCAACUUAGACAGUGUUUUUGAUGAAAGUUCCAGAAUUUUCAUAAUAUCUACGUACGAGCCACUCGCUAGGGAAAUAAUUUGUGAGGCCUACAGGAAAGGAUAUCGAUAUCCGCGACACCUCUUCUUCAUGAUACCGUGGUACGUCAACGGAUGGUGGCGUUUCGAGGCCGACAGCUAUGGCUGCACGGUGGCAGAGAGAGAAGACACGCUAGAGUACAGUAUGACAGUUAUGAACCUCCCGUUUGCCGCAUACCUCAACAUGUCGACAACCACCGACACGGGUCAUGAAGGCACGGACAAUGGAAGAGGAAUGACGGUUAGAGAAUAUUUUGAUAAGGUGGAGGAAUACCUCGAGAGACCACCGCUCAAUGUGACACUGUACGAUGAUGUCGCCCCAGUUUGCUAUGACGCAAUGUGGACACUGGCACUUGCGCUGAAUAACACCAUCACAGAAUUUGAAACUAACAUCUCUCUGAGUGACCUGGCCUACGAGGCAGGAAACAUGCCGAAUCGCAACGAAACAUUCAGGAUGGAGAAUUUCACCUAUCAAAAUGACGUAGUCAUGGAGACCAUGUUCAAACAUCUCGAGGAUACGGAUUUCUUGGGAGUUUCUGGUGACGUGACUUUCAACGAGGUUGGAAUUCGUAGAGUAACACAAUAUCUCAUCCUACAAUUCAGGAAAAAUUCCUCCAAAAGGAUAGUGAAUGAGGAGAUAGGUGUGUGGAGUACUAACGCAAGUCUGGUCUACACAAAGAACAGCACCGAGGAAACUACCUGGCCCUUUGGCAUACCAUACGACGGUGUGAGUGUGGUCAUAGUAAUAAACACAGUCCACGCAAGUCUCACGUCCAUAAUGAUCAUCUUCUCGACUGUCGGAAUCCUGUUCUCCGUCGCCUGUCUCGUCUUCAACUUCUACUUCAGAAACCAGACACUUAUUCGUCUAUCAAGCCCAAACCUCAACUACCUAAUCGGCUCGGGGGCAAUCCUUCUCUACCUCGCCAUUAUUGUCACCGUUCUACCGGCCGAUACGGCCGUCUUUUCAAGCGUUGUUUGCAAUCUUCGAGUGUGGUUGACUGGCUUCGGAUAUUCGCUCUGUUACGGAACGAUUCUCGUGAAAAUGUGGAGAGUUUAUUACAUAUUCAGUAACCCCUCGACACUUAAGAAAGCGAAUCUUCACGACUGGAUGCUGGCCAUAAUGGUCCUGUGUUUCGUGAUCCUCGACCUCGUCAUGUUGGUCAUCUUCUCGCUCGUCGAAGGACUCCGAGGAAAUCUGAGAGCUGAGAGGGUGCUAGACAAAGAGGCCUCUUCAACUACUACUGGGGAACAAGGACGCAUCAAAGAGUUUUAUGUGUACGUCUGUGAUUCCUUGGCCUGGGACAUCUUUCUUGGAAUCUUCUAUGGUUACAAAGCAUUCUUGCAGAUUUGUGGACUUUUUCUGGCGUUUGCCACCCGUAAAGUUAAGGUGAAGGGACUGGACGAUGCCAAAUGGAUCGCUGGCACUAUUUACAUCACAAGCAUAGUUCUUGCCAUCACUAUACUGGCACUGUACACACUGAAUGACUUUGUCAACCGUCACACUGCAGUCUUUACUGGUGGACUGUUGAUUGGCACCACCUUCAUCAUGGCAUUUGUCUUCGCUUCAAAGAUGUAUGCACUGUAUAAAGACCCUGAGGGGAAGAGUGUUUUUGACAGGACUAGACCAUCUGAUCGUCCACAAGCUAGCAAUCCUUCUGAUGGUGUUGAGCGAGUGGUCGGAUAGGAGGAGAUAGCUAUCGAAUGGAGGAGAAGGUGUACUAUAUAUAACCCUUUAAACUAGUCUCCUGUUUACGUUAACCCUUUAAAUAUCUGCUUUAACCCAUUGAGUACAGAAAAACAAACCUUGUACGUAUGUAUCUUCCUUAACCCUUUGACUUCAAACUAUUUAUGAGCUCGUAUUUUCAAUACCUACACUUUCAAUGUUUUUUUUCUUUUUCCGUUUGAUCUUUGGUAAAUUUCGCAAUGUUUUUAGCAAUGGCAAUGUUUUUUCAACAUAGUAUAUACUCUCUUAAUGCAUGGACUGUAUCAUGUCUGUGUUUCCUUUUAACUUUGUGCAGGAAAAGAUGUAGUUAAAAACAAGAUGAAAGGAGACAUGGCUGAAUGUUGAAUGUGAUGUAUCACAUUUUUACACUUUUGAACUUUUAAAAAUAAUGUAAGGCAUCAUCACUGACUGAGUCCAUGUUUGUAUUGUACAUUACAUCACCAGUUCAUGCAAUCGAAAAGGGUCGGAAUUUGGCCAUGUGCUGCUUACACAUACACCUAUCCAUAAGUUUUAAAUUCUCUGCUGCUUUAUCCAUGUUCACGCACAGUAUAGUAGGCGCAGAGACGUAAUGAGUUUU
Messenger RNA from Geodia barretti, 2800 nucleotides. Lineage: Eukaryota; Metazoa; Porifera; Demospongiae; Tetractinellida; Geodiidae. The record is from the annotation of a GenBank genome assembly.